Molecule: messenger RNA, 1772 nt
Organism: Pelagomonas calceolata
Lineage: Eukaryota; Pelagophyceae; Pelagomonadales; Pelagomonadaceae
Source: the annotation of a GenBank genome assembly
AAUUCGUCGAGUAGCUUCCGCGUGUCGCUCCAGAGCCAUACCGCUCGGUAUAACUGAUUGCCGCUAGCGCAUACGUUCGCAUCGCUGCCAGACGACGCUAACCGAGCGCUCAGCAAGACAGCAACGCCAUCGGCGCGCCCCGAAAACAAAACAAGCAGCCACAGCCACACCAUGGCGCGCCGGCGCAAAGCGCUCAUCGCUCUCCUCACAGUCACCGCAGCACGCGCGUCGCCCCUCCAUUCACUAAGAGACACCUGGAGCAGAGCCGCCAUGGGCUACUGCGAGAUGGCUCCGAGGGCUGGCGACGUCGACACGUGCGCGUGCAGUUUCGACGUGGUGGAUGCGGCGACGUCGGAGGUCUUCGGACCUUUGUUGAGGAAUCUUACUCAACGUCGCUUCUUCCGCUACUUUAAAGUAGCUUUGGAUCGACCUUGCAAAUACUGGCCCGACGACGGGCAAUGUGCGCGGGAAAGCUGCGCCGUGCGCGUCUGCACCGACGAGGAGGCGCCGUCGAAAUGGGUCGAGGAGGAUCGGAACCGAUCCGCCUGGAAGCAGCCCAAGGACGAAGCGACGCCGGGCUUCCUCUGUUCUUCGGAGUUACAGGUAGUAGAUCGGCAAGAAGACUCGGAUACAUGGCAAGAGCAGGGCGGCGACGAGGUUUGGAUCGACCAGGGCGACGACGAGCAGAUGAACUACGUUGACCUAUUAAGGAAUCCCGAGGGCUACACGGGCUACGACGGCGAACAAGCUCAUAGAAUUUGGCGAUCUAUAUAUGAAGAGAACUGCUUCGACCUGGAGAGGACGCCUCCCAAGGAACAGCUUUUGUUAGCGUGGCGGUCCGAGGAACCCAAGCACAGUGGCCAAUGCUUGGAACGUAGAGUCUUCUACAAGCUGAUUAGUGGUCUACAAGCUUCCAUAUCAACACACAUCGCGGUCUCGCCCUUCACCUUCUGGGAGGUCGUGAUGAGUGCGCCGGCGUCGCUACGUCGAAGAUGGCAGGCCUUUAUUGGCGCUACAGUAGCGCGCUGCGCGGUAGAUGACAAGGUCUGCCACGCGCUGUCGAACGACGCUAUAUUUCUUAACAGGGUCGGGGCCCAUGAAGACAGGUUGCAGAACCUGUACUUCGCCUAUUUAUUCGUAUUACGAGCAGUCACGAGAGCGGGACCGGAGCUCGAGAACUACGCUUUUGAUACUGGUGAUGCUGCAGAUGACGUGGAAACGGCGAAGAUGAUCCGGCGACUCGUCGCCAGUCGUUCGGAUCCCUUCAGCAAGGAGGACGAUACGUGUGAAGCCGCGCAAGCGGCGCGAGCGGCUUUCGACGAGAGCUUACUAUUCAAGGCUCCCGACCGGCCGGGUAUGUCGCCUUUGGAACGGGCACUGGCGCGAGAGUCCGUCGAGGAAUUGCGGGCGCAGUUCGUCCAAAGAUUUAGAAACGUGUCGACGAUCAUGGACUGCGUGUCCUGCGAGAAGUGUCGGCUGUGGGGCAAGCUCCAGGUGCUCGGGUUGGGCACGGCGCUCAAGAUAUUAUUGAUGGAGGGCGACGUGUUGGGCUAUGGUGUCCUCCAGAGGAACGAGGUCGUCGCCUUGGUGAACACUUUAGCUCAGUUAGCUAAAUCGGUGGAUAGUAUUCGGGACUGGCAGCGGCGCGACGUCCGCAAGGCGCACGCGCAUUUUGCCGUUUGUUGCUUUGGGGUGUUUUUGUUGGGGCUUUGCUUGGUGGUUUGUGGGUUGCGGUUGGUGCGGCGCAAGGCGAAGAUGGCGUAGGCUAUGUG